Molecule: messenger RNA, 4969 nt
Organism: Trichoplusia ni (cabbage looper)
Lineage: Eukaryota; Metazoa; Arthropoda; Insecta; Lepidoptera; Noctuidae
Gene: MED15
Product: mediator of RNA polymerase II transcription subunit 15-like
Exons: 11
Coding region: 251-2344 (697 amino acids)
Biological process (GO): regulation of DNA-templated transcription
Molecular function (GO): transcription coregulator activity
Source: RefSeq, a predicted model, not a curated record
CGGUUGUUGUAUUAAACUCAGUCACUUAUCAUUCAAGUUCAUUGUGUGUCUGCCUUAAUUCACAUAUCGUGAAAGGAAACGACAUUCCGAAUUUAUAAUCUAUCCCGUAGAAAAAGUAAAGAAAGAAAGGCCGUGCCGUAGCGCUUCAUAACUUCAUUAUCGAGCGUUCAGCGUUCGCAUUUCGUGAAUCAUAUUGAAAUUAAAAAUGUGUCUGUAGACGCGAGAUCUUUUAUAGUGGUUUUUACAAUUUAUGGAUAAUCUUAAACAAUUCAAUACAAUGGCUUCAGAAGAUAAUUGGAGGACCCAAGCCUUUAGGCAGAGUGUUGUGUCGAAAAUUGAGGAGGUGAUCCAGCGUUCUGGAGUCCAAGUGGCUCGCAACAGUAGUGAGAUGGAGAACCAUGUAUUCAUGAAGGCCAAGACCCGUGAGGAGUACAUGAAUAUGGUUGCCAAACUUAUACUGCAUGUGAGAGAAAUGUCACAAUCAAAACAAAAUCAAGGUGCACCAAACAUGCAAGGCCCCAAUCAGGGUCAGCCUGGGCCUAGUCCUCAAGUCCAGGCUCCACAAGGCCAACCUCAACAAGGGCCCAACAACCAAGCUGGCCUUACACAAGACCCUAUCAAUGCGCUACAAAACUUAGCAUCACAAGGUUCGAGGAAUCAGAUGAUGACCAUGGGCCCACAAGGUCAGAUGCAGCAACAAGGCGUGAUGGGACCCAAUCCUGGGAUGCAAGGAAUGCAAAACCAAAUGAACCAGCAAGGACCAAUAGUCUCCCAAGGGCCACAAGCCCAGACAGCAACAAAUCUACUGCAAACACUAAACCAAAGGCCUCAGAUUAACAUGCAGCUUCAGAAUAAACUGGGGGGAGUCUUGGGUAUGGUAGGAAACCAAGGCCAAAUGGGCAAUAAUAUGGUAGGAGGAAUGGGUGGUAUGUCCAACCAGAUGGGCAGCCAGCUACAGAACCAACUGGCUGGUGGCAUGCAAGGGCAGAUGAUGCCCAACAUGUCUAUGCCCAAUUCAAUGCAGGUGCCCAUGAGUGGGGCCAACACUAUGGUGGGGCAGAUGCCGUGCAACCAGGUGGGGAUGGGAGGUCAAAUGGCGCCCAACAACAUGCAAGGACAAAUGUCUGGGCAAAUGGUUGGUGGUAUGGGCAACAACCAGAUAGUGGGGUUGAACAUGCUGCACAUGCAAGGCCGCGUGGGUGGCAAGCAGGAGGUGGUGGGCAGCAUGCUGGGCCGCGCGGCGCCGCCCGCGCAGUUCCUGCGGCAGAGCCCCUCGCCCUCCGCGCCAUCACCCGCCAUGCCCGGGCCCAGCCCUAUGGGUGUAAUGGGCGCGACUAUGACGUCACCUAUGUCGUCACUAGGCGGGCUGGGAGCGUGCGGCAGUGUCGGUAGUCCGUCCCCCUCGAAUCCUGCGCAUCUAGCUCAUCAUGUCCAACAGCCGCAGAGGGGCGUGGGUAUGGGCAUGGUAGCGUCGCCGUCGUCGUCGCUGAACACGCCGGUGGGCGCGGGCGUGGCGUCGCCGGGCGGGGAGGAGGCCGCCUACCGCGAGAAGGUGCGCCAGCUCUCCAAGUACAUCGAGCCGCUGCGCAGGAUGGUGCAUCGGAUGGUCAGCGAGGGCGAGAAUGUUGAGAAACUGACGAAAAUGAAGAACUUACUGGACAUCCUCUCGAACCCGAACAAGAGGAUGCCGUUGGAGACGCUCAUCAAGUGCGAGGUGGUGUUGGAGAAGCUGGACUUCAAGCGGAGCGAGGGGGUGGUCGUGCCCAGUGCUGGAAAGGAACAAAUCUUCAAUCCUUUAUUGGAAGUGGUGAACAACUGCUUGCAGUCACCGCUCGCUAACCACACGCUGAAACGCACAUUCGGAUCAGCCCUCGACGCCCUUAACGGUCCAGAGAUCAAAAACCUUCCAGUGCCGCAGAAGAUCCCGAAGCUAGAAGAGCCAACGAUGGAGAUUCCAGAUGUCUUGCAGGGUGAAAUAGCUAGACUGGAUUCUAGAUUUAAGGUGUCGCUGGAGCCGAUGUCGUCCCGCGGCGGCGGCGGCGGCUGCAUCGCGCUGGUGGCGGCGCUGGACGAGCCGCGCCUGCCGUGCGUGGCGGGCGUGCACGUGGCCGUGCCGCGCGACUACCCGCGCCGCCCGCCGCUGCGCCUGCGCCCGCGCGCCGCGCGCCCGCCCGCGCCCGACUGCUUCCUGGCGCGUCUCGAGCGGGCCAUGGACGCGCGCUGCGCCAGGCUACCAAAAAGCUGUUCAGUGGGCCAGUUGCUCGACGCGUGGGAGAUGAGCGUGCGUCAGGCGUGCGCGCCCACACCCGUCUCAUACACUCCUGUACCAGCUCUUGGACUAUAAGACAAGUGACAUAUCCUAUAACGAGAUACAUGCGAAUGUUUCUCAUGGAAUUUAAAUUAUUUUUUUUAAGUUUUUAUCGCACGAAACGAAAGUUUAAAAUUCAGAAACAGUCGUUUUUUUGGCCAAUUUUGGAAAAGUGAUUUCAACCAGAUUUGUGUAUUUUUAUCAAUGCGCUGUUAGGAAAUAAAAUAGCUAUUUCAAUGAUUAGUGAAAAAUAUUGAAAUUUAAUCUAUUUGAAAAAGGUCUUGAAUGUCCCGCUCGUUGGGUGAAAAAGAACUCCGUCUCAAGUCAGACCGGAGUUUUACGAAUAUAGAUCCUAUUUCUUACCCAAUAAGUCUUAGAUAAUGACAUUUUAGAUAAAUGAAUUUUUAAUGUCAUUAGAUAAAUGUAUUUGAAAGUGAAAACUGUUUCGAGGAUUCGACUUACAAUUGCCUUUAAUGGAAGCAAUACGAACACGUUCAUUUUAAUGAUCUAAGCUACAAGGAGUAUGAAGAAAAGCCAAGAAAGAGACAGCUAUAGUUGUGUCUCUUUCUACUCAAUCAUGGAUUAUGACAAAAGAGAUAAUAGGUACUAGGUGUAACGGAUAAACGUGGUUAUUUUUUAAAUAUUUGGCUUAGUUUAUAAAUAGUCUAAUUCCGAGACAAAAAAAUUCCAAAUAAUAAUAUUUCACAACACUCUGUAGUCUCAAACUAAGCAAAGCUUGUAUUAUGAUUAUUAGACAAAUGAUAAAGAAACUUAUGUAUGUAGUUCUAAGUAUCAUACUCCAGAAACAGAACAUAUUAUCAUCUUGUCCACUAUACAUAUAUUUGUCCUGGGUAGGAAUCGAACCCACUAUCUCCAUUAUAGCAGUCAGAGCCUCUAAACACCCGACCUACAGGCCAGUCAAUAAUAGUAACUCCCGCUAACAUAUUAUUAAAAUCAUUUUUUUUUUUCUGUAGAUAGGUUUUUAUUUCUAUUCACAGAAUUAGUAUUUAUAAGAUAACCACGUUUUUUUCCAAUAAGCCUAGAGUUCACCUAAUCUCUAUUUUACAAUUAAUUCUAGGUUAUAUGAGAUCUAGAUAAUCCUAGAUGUGUUUUAGACAAAUAUAUUAUGAAGAAUUAAAUAAAUAAUAAUUGAUCUGAUUUUCACCCUCAAGAUAUAAAAUUGAGAUUUUUGUUCCGUUAUCGUUUGCCUAUAAUAAACAUGUUAUAAUACUGGCAUUUGAUUGCCCACUGCUGGGCAAAGACUUCUUAUUUUGGAGAAGGAAUGACCAUCAAUCACUUUAUAUAACCUAAAACGAAUAUGUGAACAAAGACAAAUCGUUAAUGUAUUUUAUUGACACAGUUUUUAAUUUCUGUUAAAAAGACAAUGUUAUUUAGAAUGUUCAAGCAAAAUUAAACCUUAAAUUUAGCGCAUACGGUUCAUAACUCAUGUAAAUCAGACGAACUGUUUCAAAACAUAACUUGUCUGGGUCUGAUUUUGAACUGUAUACGAUUGUAAUAAGGUUUAAUAUUGCGUGAGUAUGCUAAAAGUUCCCAUUACAAUAUACUCUGUGUGAGACUAGUAUUAAGAAUAAAUUAACUUGAUAUUGUAUUGGAGGGAUCUUCUUUAUAAAGUCUAUAUUUUGCAGAUGUGAUAUUUAUCUGUGAUAAUUUGAUGGAAGUACAGUUACAAUUUUUAUAUGUGUCGAAUAAGAGAAUUUCAGGGGUUACGACAGCAUAGAGGGUGCAUAUAUGGUAAUCGCUUGUAAGGAGUUAGAAGUUUACUGAAAUUCUCUAAAAAAUCUUUAUCCCAUUUUAUUGCAACACAAAAACCCGGUUUUUUAAAGCACUUUUCAUUUAUUUUAAACAUUUUAUUAAAUGUGAGAUUGCAAAGUUAAUUUUGAAAUUAUCGGUCAUUUGAUUUUUGUUCUAGAAUCCUCUUUCGAAAAUAAUGUGCUAUUUGUUUUUCCUAAAUAAAAUUAUAUUCAAGCAUGGUACAAUACUUGAAAAAUAAACUCCUUAUUUUGAUUCUGUUAUUCUACUCACCAGCCCUAUUUAUUAUUAAAAAUAAAAUAAUAAUACAUAAUUAUUUGCAUCACGUCCCAUUGUGCUGAAACAUUUUAUUCGGGAUCAAUUUUUAACGAUGAAAUUGUGUACAGGCACAUACAGACAUUAUGUACAAUCGAGAACAGAAAUAUGAAAACAUUUACAGAUGUACAAAAAUAAAAUGUUCACAUUGAUAGGUAAAAACCCAAGCUAUAUUCAAGUAAUGGCCGAGCGAAACGUCGACAUUAGUUGAAAUUUUACAGAGCUAUGGCGUAGAAACAACUUUAACUAAGACGGGUAAUUAAGGUUGCAUUUGCCAAAUGCCAUGACAGAAAACUAACAGCUUUGUUGACAAGUUUGUUCAAGAUUAUGUAUACAUGAUUUUUACACACCAAUGAACAAUAUACGAAAAAAAUGAUGUACCUAUAGUUUGAAAAUGAGUUCUAUCAUCGGGUAAUUGAGUUCAUAUUUCUGAACGCGAUUGUAAUUUGUAUUUUUAUAUUUUUCCACGGAGGUCCCUUUUUUGAUGGAGUGUUAUCGAUGUAAUUGUUGUAAGUGUAUCGAGAUAAGCAAUAAUUUUCUUGUUUGUAAUUUUAAAUAAAAUGUAAGUUAACUGUA